This is a messenger RNA of Salvelinus sp. IW2-2015, 3660 nucleotides long. RefSeq names its product amino acid transporter heavy chain SLC3A2. Gene Ontology annotation, molecular function: aromatic amino acid transmembrane transporter activity; L-leucine transmembrane transporter activity; L-alanine transmembrane transporter activity. NCBI's taxonomy places the organism in Eukaryota, Metazoa, Chordata, Actinopteri, Salmoniformes, Salmonidae. Gene Ontology annotation, biological process: L-leucine import across plasma membrane; carbohydrate metabolic process; phenylalanine transport. The record is from RefSeq and is a predicted model, not a curated record. Gene Ontology annotation, cellular component: apical plasma membrane; basolateral plasma membrane.
AUGGAGUUAUUAGCCAUCAAACACUYGCAGGGUUGGAUGUCAGUCUGUUGGUUGUCACAAUGUUCGCUAGAAGUUUAUUCCUUUUGUAACAAGAAAUGAUGCGGUGUAAUUAAAUAGCCAAGGUUUUCUAUAAAUCGAUCAACAUUCUAGAUAACAUAAUUCAGCAUUUUUUGCCUUGAACAUGACAUUUAGCAAAUUAUUCACACAAACAUGUGGGUGUGACAUGAGAGAGCCAAGGGAAGGUAAUUUUUUUUAUGUAUUAAUCUUUAAAUUGCCAUUGAUGUAGGGAAAUUGCGUUUUGUUUGUCAGGUGGUCAGAAUAUUGCUUUGUCCAGGAAACUUAGGCUAUUGUCUAUUUUUGUCAUUUGUUUCAUCUGAUCAAUAUUGGUUAAAUUAAACGUUGGUAAAUUUAGCUAAUGGAUGGAGUUAGAAUUCAAAUGAAUUGACAAGUAGCCGAAUUGGAAUGCCAUUGAACAUGGAUGGUGGCUAUGGCAGCACGGCAGUGGGCUCUGGGAUGUCCGGCAGUGUGGGUGGCUCUGAGACGGUCCCACUGCUGAUCACGGACCCCGAACCAGAGACGCCGAAAUGGCAGCCCAUGUCCAAGGAACAGCUGGAGCUCGAAGCGGGGGGGCCGGGGUGGAGGAAAAUACGCUCCCGCCUGAUGGUGUUCUUCUGGCUGGGUUGGCUGGCCUUGCUGGGCGCCUCUAUUGCCAUCAUAGUGCAGAGCCCUCGACCGGUCGCACCGACGCUACUGUGGUGGCAGAGUGCGCUGUUUUACCGCAUACAGCCCAUACUGCUCAUGGACGCCCAGAACGAGGUGCCAGGUGGUAUCGACGUGGCGUGUGAGCAGCUACCGUACCUGAAGUCCCUGGGCGUGAAGGCUCUGAUUCUGGAGGGUCUGUUUCACCAGGACGCGUCCCCACUGGACCUCAGAAAGAUUGAUGAGCGAGUGGGUACAGUGCCUCAGAUCCAACAACUGCUCAUGGAGAGCCACAACGCAGGCAUCAAAGUAGUGUUUGACUUCUGUGAUCUGGACCUGUUCGGACCCAAAGACUCAGUGGGCAACGACUCUGCUGUGCCCUCUGACCUCACUGGCUCAAUACAGUAUGCACUCCGAUUUUGGUUGGAACAGGGUGUGGCAGGAUUUGGAAUCUGUGACACAGAUGCUGCAUAUUCAGAAAAGACCCUGACCGAGUGGAGAGAUCUGGUCAAGGAGUUCAGCACAUCAGAUGAUGAGAGGAUUGUAGUGGUGAAACAAACAGGAGAGUCUCUACCUGCCCUGAAUACCUCUAGCACGUCAGUCAACAGCUCAUUGGUGGAGCUGGUUAUGAUGUCACUACUGCCGCACGAGCAUCACCUCCUGUCCGGACAGGAAGUGGCCAUUGCCGUGGAGAGACACCUGUCGACAUCCCACGGCGAACUUUGGCCCAGUUGGACGGUGGGCGGUGAAGCAUCACCGAUGUUGCACAGAAUACUCCUGGUUCUGAUGAUGACACUACCUGGAUCACCUGUUGUCAAAUACGGAGAAGAAAUAGUUAAUUCACCGAAUGUGUCUGCAGACAUGAGCUGGGAACGUGAGGCAGACAAGACCAAUGGACUGAACGACUCUGUUGGGGAACAGAGGAAGCUCAAACGCUCUGCCUUGGCUCUGUUCAGCUCCCUCAGUGGCUCUCGCCUCAGAGAAGAAUCUCUCCUUUAUGGGAGCUUCACCUUUCUCCCCUUCAACACCACCUCCCUCCCCCCCUACUCCUCCAACUCCACCCUGUCCCCCCCGUCGACCCCUGUGCUAGCCUUCCUGCGCUCUUGGGGCUGUGUCCACUUCCUGGUGCUGCUCAACCUUGGGCCUGAGGCCCAAGCCCUGGACCCAGCAUGGGCUCCCAGCCUUCCCACUGCUGGGGUGUUUGUGACCAGCACAGGGAUGAACCGCCUGGGCGGCACCUCCCUGGAAACACUGAGGCUCCAGCCAGAGGAGGCCAUAGUCAUCAAACUGUUUGAGUCUGGCAGCUACGCCUCCUAGGGCCGGUGGUGUGGGGCAUUAGGCAGAGUGAGAGGGGCUAGGACUGGAUGCAGGGGAGGAUAACUAGGCAGAAAUAGUAACUAGUUAUCCAUCUCUUCCUUUUUUUUUCUUUUUUGAGGCUGUAUCAAAAUGUCAAAGCGUUCUUAAAAUAAUAAAUCAUUGUUUAUCAUUUGUUCUGAUGACAUGGUCAACUUCAGACUACAAUGCAAACACUUGGCGACGAAUUUAAAGGCUAUGGCUGAGAUUAGUCAGCCCUAUUUGAUAUUUUUUCCACCAAUUGGUAUUUUGACCAAUAACAGCAGAUCUUUUGCAGAGCUGAUCUGAUUGGUCAGAAGACAAAUUAGUGACAAAAGAUCAGAAUUGGGCUGCCUGUGUAUGAACAUGGGCAGUUUACAGUAAAUUAUCAUGAGUAACCAACAGUUGAUUUCAACAUCUUUCAGUUGAGAAACAACAAACAUUGUAUGAUGUAUCCUGAAGUAUGUAGCUGGGUAAUGUGGUGAAACACACAGUAAAUCACUGAAUCAACCACAAUGAGUGGUGGGAAGGGCUCCAUGUUUCUGGUUCAUCCAUUGUACAUUACUGCUUUGAGUGAUUUAUAUAUUGGUGCCGCAAAGCAGUCUGAAACACAACCUGACACAUACACUUCCUUUUUGCACUACUCAUCCCUUCCAAUUCUUGUUGUGGAUAAAAAGCUAGAAAUAAAUAAUUAUAGGCCUCCCAAACAGCAUCAGCAGCCAGGGUUCAGGGUGACACAUGCAACGUCUGGGCCAGCAGAAUGUAUCCCGAGGGGGCCAGGACAGGGUUUGGGAAACCGUGGUUAAGGGAAUGACACUUCUCCAGUGUGUGUCACCUCAGAAUAUAUGCCGCGUUCAAAACAACUGGGAAUUGGGAGCAGGGGACGACGAGACGAGCUCCGACUAGGAUCAAUUAUUUUGAACUGUCAUCCAAGUCGGAAUUCCAAGUCGGAAACAUCUUUCUGACCUGAAUUGACCUCGUCCCCCCCCCCCGAGUUCCCAGUUGUCUUGAAAGAACCAAUACAUUACUCGUUUUUGAGUGGAUUCCGGGACGCGGUUAACUUUAAACAGCUAGGACCGCUAUUUCUUGUCCCGGAAUCCCGUUCAACAGACAGGUUGAACUCUACUUGACAGAGACGCUAAACUGCUAGCCAUCAAGCUAACGAAAUUGGUACCAGAUGAGUUUGGCAAUGGAGCGCUCUUUGGAGAAAUACAUGAACGGUUCCAGCGCUGUAGGAGCUGUAUUUAUUACGUAUUGUUUCAGGACAAACCGGAUCACUCGGAGUUCUAAUGCAGAAAUUGUUUACUUGCCGAGGAUUAUAGGCUUGAGAAACGUGAAAACGCAGUGGGACGCUAUUCCACAUCAAGUAACUCAUGCAAGCAGUAAAAUGAGAUUUUAAAAACAUGAAACACCUGAUGGAAGGGGACUGUGAAGCAGCACAAACAGGCACAUGCAUGCACACACGAUGGCAUACGCACUACACACACGUAUACAUGGGUUUUGUACUGUAGAUAUGUGGUAGUUGUGGAGUAGUGGCCUGAGGGCAAACGGUGUGUUGUGAAAUCUGUGAAUGUAUUGUAAUGUCUUUAAACUUGUAUAAACUGYCUUAAUUUGGCUGGACCCCAUGAA